Macroventuria anomochaeta is the source of this 995-nucleotide messenger RNA. RefSeq names its product polysaccharide lyase family 1 protein. Bases 1 to 930 code for a protein of 309 amino acids. Gene Ontology annotation, molecular function: pectate lyase activity. The record is from RefSeq and is a predicted model, not a curated record. NCBI's taxonomy places the organism in Eukaryota, Fungi, Ascomycota, Dothideomycetes, Pleosporales, Didymellaceae. The transcript is spliced from 4 exons.
AUGCGCGGUCUGAUCUCGUUGCUCGUCUGCCUAGCCAGCCAGCUUGGUGCUGUGGCUGCUGCCACUUUGACUGAUGUGUGUCCCGUCGGCUUUUGUACUCUCAACGGCGGUACUUCUGGAGGUAAGGGUGGAGCCACUGUCACCGUGUCAACCCUCGAAGCCCUCGAGAGCGCCGUCACUGGCAACGAUCCUCGCAUUGUAGUCGUCUCUGGCACCAUUUCCGGCGCGAAGAAGAUCUUCGUCGGAUCCAACAAGUCGAUCAUAGGCCGCAAUGGUAAGAUUGUUGGCAUUGGUCUCUCCGUCGUGAACGCGACCAACGUCAUCAUCCGUAACACAGUGCACCAGUAUGUGCUUGCGACAUACGAGGAUGCAAUUACGAUCAAGUACUCCACGAAUGUAUGGGUCGACCACGUAGACUUGAGUAACGAUAGAGACCACGACAAAGACUUUUAUGAUGGACUCGUCGACGUGACUCGAGCUUCGGACUUCGUCACCAUCUCCAAUAGCUACUUGCACGACCACUGGAAGGGCUCCCUGGUCGGCCAUUCCGACAACAACCAAGCCGAGGAUAGUGGCCAUCUGCGCGUGACAUACGCCAACAACCACUUUUUCAAUCUCUACAGCCGUGGUCCUAUGUUCAGAAUCGGUACUGGCCACCUUUUCAACAACUACUGGAACCAAAUGGAUGAUGGGGUGCGUACGCGUGCUGGUGCUCAAUUACUCAUCGAAUCAUGUGUGUUCGAGAAUACGAAUGACGACAUCAUUGCAAAGAAUGGGUAUGCUGUGGUGAGAGAUGUUGAUCUGGGCAUUGGCACAAACGAAUCGCCAGCUGGUACGUUGACAAGCGUGCCGUAUACGUACACGCUGUUGGGAUCCGCGAAUGUCAAGGCAGCAGUCGUGGGUGUUGCUGGCGCAACGUUGACAUUAUGAUCAAUCAUACAGACAACCUUGAAGCAAGAACACGGCGGUGUAUGAUCAUGAUUACGAAUUGUGUC